GUGUCAGAUUUCACAGCGAAUUCUCUCUCUCCCUCCCUCUCUCUCUCCCUCCCUCUCUCUCUAUCACUCUAUCACACACACACACACUGCUUUCUCUAGAGGAACUUCACGCCCACUUGCCAGAGUCAUAGGGGUGUGAUUCGGAACAACUGGAAUCUAUGGUAGACCGACCAAUAUUGGAUUGCUUCGAGAGAGAGAGUGAGAGGGAGGGAGACGGGGAGACAGAGAGAGGGGGGGAGACAGAGAGAGGGGGGGAGACAGAGAGAGGGAGACAGAGAGAGGGAGACAGAGAGAGGAGCAACAAUUCCGGAGAGCACAGCAAACCGAACACUUGCAGGACAAGCCAUAAUGAAAGAAGUACCACCUUCCACGACCCAGUGACAGGGGUGGUUCCCAUUGAGAACUGCAUCUUCAAACUGGAAGACAAACCCGUGUCGAAGAUGUCGACUCGGACGGAGGUCCGUGGCGAAGGAGGCGGAGAGGGACAUCGGCCAGUCAGCAUCGCCAGUGAGGUCUCCAAUCACACUCUGGUCUCGGAGAACCAGGAACAGCCACGAAGGACUUCUCGGCUGUCGAAGAAGAGCGCCUCCUUUGGCAAGAGGUCGAACUCCAUGAAGAGGAACCCAAAGGCGAACGUUCUGAAGCGUGGUUGGUUGUUCAAGCAGGCAAGCUCGGGCGUGAAGUCGUGGAACAAACGGUGGUUUGUGUUAGCGGACCGCUGCCUCUUCUACUACCGAGAUGAGAAAGAGGAGGCGGUCCUGGCGAGUAUCCCGCUGUUUAGCUUCCGAAUCAGCCCGGUUCAGCCCGCGGAUAACAUCGCCCGCAAGCUGGCCUUCAAGCUGAUUGUAACCAGGCAGGUGGAGGGUAUUCACAGUAAUGACCAUUGCGUUCGUUACCAGGCCGAGCACACAGGUAUCAGGACCUACUACCUGAGCGCAGAGAACAAGGGCGAGAUGGAAGACUGGAUCAACGCCAUGAACGAGGCAGCGAGCAUCCAGACCGUGCCCCUGACCAGGACGGGGGUGAGUUUUCAGCACCAGCCUCGCGCAGAGUCGAACCACACCAGUUCGAACCACAAACGACUGAUUAAACCCGACAUGGAGAAGAAGGGGGGCGAGGCGGACGGGUUUGAGAGGUACCACAGGCAGAGCGAGGGCAAGGACUCGGGCAAGGAAGCGGCAGCCAGGGUGAAUGGUCUGGCCGCUCCUCAAGGCCCCUUUGACGGCAGCAGCCCCGGCGCUGAGCGGAGAACCCACCCGGGCUACGAGAGGCCGCAGCUGCAGCAGCCCAAUGGCCACGGCUGGCAACAGGCCUCGCCCGGCAACACUGUUCACCGCCGCGGCUUCGUGCCGCGCACCAGCACCGAGAAACUGGCACAGCGGCUAUCCUCGCUCACUCAGCUGCAGCAGUGGGUCAACAUACGGAGGUCUGCCCUGCCCACGGAUGACCCACGGAGUUCACAGGUGUACCACACACCAACCAGAGAGGUGCCGGAGUACUACAACCUGCUUUCACCGUAUUACCAAGAGGAGUACCCGCAGUUUGUGCCGGCUGGCGGGCGGCCUGACAGCAUCUGCUCCGUGCCUUCGUACAACCGGCUGACGGCGCGGUGGUCCAUCGACGAGCGGCAGCCCCCUUACCCGCUGAGGGACUGGCAGGGCCAGCAGCCGCCCUACAGCGGGCAGGGCUCCCCGGUGUGGCACGGCGUGCCGGCCCCUUACCCGCAGGAGGUGGACAGCGUGGGCAGCACCAUGCGGCGGCUCUCCCUCCAGCCCCGCUCGCGGUCCGUGCCGCGCUCGCCGUCCCAGGUCCCGCUGGCGGUCAACCACGUCUACUCCCCGGCCCGUUCGCCCGGCGGCCCCUUCCAGCCGGCACGGACCCAGCCCGACGAGAAUCUCGCCGACCCCGGCUACACGCUGCGCCGCUCCCGCAGCGCCAAGUACGAGUACACGGGAGAGAGAAGACCUGCGGCCACACACCCCUACCACUUCACCGUCUCCCGAUCCGUGCAAGACAGAAUGGAUGAAAUUCUAGACCUGCAGUUGCAGAGGAAGCUAGAGUUUUUGGAUCAACAGGUUCCAUAUCAGGACAGGUACCAGGACGGCCUGCAUCAUUACAAGGUCGAUGAGCUGGAGAUUGAUAAGUUGCUGGGUCGAUUUUGCGAGCAGACCAAGAACCAGCGAGACCAGGAGAAGUGGGUCCUCCAACUCCGCAAGGAGAAGGAAUCUCUGGAAAGUGCCUUGGAAACCACCCACCGGGAGAUGGCGAUGUAUCGCAACCAACCCGGCUACACCGAGCAACUGGUGCAGAAGAAGGAGACGUUACAGAACCAGUUGGUCAACAUCCGCGGGGAGCUCUCGCAAGCCACCACGGCCUUUGCAAACACAAAAAUGGAGUGCGAUGCCCUCAAGAUGGAGUUGUCCAUCAUUCACAAUGACUUGUGGGAACAGCUGAACAAUCCCGCGGGAAUGCAGGUGGAGCUGGGGUACAAGAACAUCCAGAAGGAACUGUGGAAGAUCCAGGAUGUGAUGGAGGGCCUGAGGAAGACCUAUCCGGAACGGGUUACGGCCGACACUCUCAAACAGAAUGUGCCGAAUGCCCAGGUGGGCACUUCCAGCCCCAACAGCCCCGCCAGCCCCCUGAGUUCCAACAGCGUCACCAGCCCCUUGAGCCCCUUCUCGCCCGACUCCGAAUUGCAAAUGGCCGCCCAGCAACCAGUCAAUGAGGAGAUGCGGCCGCCUCGACCUCCCCUGCCGCAGUCCUACCUCCAGCAAGGCCCGCUGCCCGCUGUCCCUCCUCUGCCCACUGACAGCAGCCUCUGGGCCCACUCUGUCGACGACUCCUGGGAUCAGGCGGACAGAGGGAUGACCACCGCCGUGGACACGAGGAGGAGUGACAGAGCCAGUGCAAAGCCGGGAUUUGACGUUUCCAGGAAGGAAAACCGGCCGGUGUUGCAAUCCGAAGGCAGCUCCGGACAGAGCAAGCCGGACACUGAGGUGGAGAAGCAGAACAAAGUAGGUGUGGUGCCACCGAGAACAAAGUCCCCGCCAGAGGAAUCAUCUCCCUCUCCGUCCAGCCAGGCAGCCCGGACCGGCGAUAAAACUAACGGUGACCUGCUGGCACGGGAGUGGGCAAGGGUCAGCCUGCCCUCCGGCGAGGCCAAGUCCAAGAUGAGCGUGGAGGAGCAGGCGGAGCGCAUGAAGCGCCACCAGAACGGCUCGCUACGGGGUCACCACAAACGCCGCAGCCUCACCCUGACCUCCGGCCAGCUCCUCAACAUGGACGGCAGCAGCCCCAGGCCCAUCGGCCGCAGAGUGACGGUUCCGCGCCGCAAGACCACGGAGAUCGACAUCUCGCAGCUGGAGGCCGCGGUCAGGGGCGACUUCACGGGCAACUAUCACGAGACGCCCAGGGACGAGAUCGCACGGCUCCGGAGGAUGGACAUGGAGCCAGAGCACUAUUCAGUGGACAUCACCAAGGAGUUGACCACACCAGACAAAGUCUUCAUUCCCGAACGUUACAUUGAGUUUGAGCCGGAGCUUCCACUGAGCCCUGAGGAGAUGAAGGAGAAGCAGAAGAAAGUGGAGAGGAUCAAAACGCUCAUCGCAAAAUCCAGUUUGCAGAACAUUCUGCCCUUGAUGGAGGGUCUGAGCGACACCAACAUGGACCCCGAGCUUCAGCUCCAUGAGCAGGAGAAGAGGAUUGAGAUCUCCUGUGCCCUCGCCACCGAGGCAUCACGACGCAGCCGACUCAUCUCAGUUCCAGUAUUGGAUGCAUCCAGUCCAUCAACACCUCCAUCUUCACCCCUCCCAUCAACACCACCACCGGUCACUGUCGGAAGCCAUUUAAUGUGUGUCUGAAGAACUCAAGCUCUUGCUGCCAUCAAGUGUCACGGGUCAACGUACUGAAGGCAGGCCCUGUGGGUAACGACGCUACAGUCGGGCGGGAGUUGACGGGACGGCGAGUCUGAUGGUGGAGUGGCCGAGAGAGCCAGGAGUGACCAGGCCCGAGUGGCUCCUCUACAGCAGUAUCCAUCGAAGAGACUCUUAUUUCACUUCUUCGAGCGAUACGUUUUGCCUUUAACUUGACUGACUGAGUUCCCACGAGGAAGGAAAGUCGGCACAGGACUUCGUUUUGUGUUUUACUAAAGAGGGCGGGUGGCGCAGCGGUAGGUAGUGCUGCUGCCUCUCAGCGCCAGAGACCCAGGUCCGAUCCUGUCUGUACGUUCUCCCCGUGACCUGUGUGGGAUUUCCCCGCGGGCUCCAUUUUCCUCCCCCUUUAAGGGCUAAUUGGCUU
Messenger RNA from Amblyraja radiata (thorny skate), 4296 nucleotides. It is a transcript of the gene plekha6, whose product is annotated as pleckstrin homology domain containing, family A member 6. Bases 159 to 3860 code for a protein of 1233 amino acids. The record is from RefSeq and is a predicted model, not a curated record. NCBI's taxonomy places the organism in Eukaryota, Metazoa, Chordata, Chondrichthyes, Rajiformes, Rajidae. Gene Ontology annotation, molecular function: protein binding. The transcript has 26 exons.